This is a messenger RNA of Geosmithia morbida, 1443 nucleotides long. RefSeq lists its product as uncharacterized. The transcript is spliced from 4 exons. Lineage: Eukaryota; Fungi; Ascomycota; Sordariomycetes; Hypocreales; Bionectriaceae. The record is from RefSeq and is a predicted model, not a curated record. The coding region runs from base 1 to 1443 and encodes 480 amino acids.
AUGUGCAGAGGAGUUCCCGUUUCCCUACCCACCAGACUUACACGAGUCCUCAAGGACUACCGGAACUCUCUCAUGGGAGGCAUCCCGGGUGCCUUGUGGGACCCUGAUCAGGGUAUCGUCAUGCUUCCUUGGCCAGAGCUGACUAGCACUUGGAUAUACGACAGCCAGGGAUACUGCGACGGGACAGUCAUCUGGAACGACUUGAUAUGCGACAUCCGUCGAGGCCACCUGUCUGACGAGGGCGGCUCAAGACAUACCGCAAGGUCUCGGAUCUUCCGUCUGUCGGAGGUGCCCCCAUCGAGGCGUCGCCUUCUCGUUCGGCGUCCCCCGCAUGCGCUGGGCCUGGGGCCCAACUCGACGUAUCUGAACUCCAUGCGCAAUGCCGGCCUUGUCGCAUCUCGCUCAUGGUCCAUGUACUGGGGCCGGGAGUACGCCGACGAUGACAUUGACGGCUCCAUCGUGGUGGGCGGAUGCGACUCGGAAAGGAUGAUUGGCGACAGGUACACCAUGCCGCUCGACUACGACGACUACGAGAACAGAUCGGGUUGCUGGACGGGCACGAAGGUCAACAUAUCCGAAAUCAUCCUCAACAGCCACGACGGUAGCGACGACACUAUCUAUUCCACGGCUGAACCACUCUCGGUAUGCAUCGUGCCUCAGAGACAGCUCCUCCCCGAGGCUCCCGGUGAUGUCUUCUCAUCAUCCGAGGAGACUACCGAUGCUAGGCCCUCCAAUAUCUCCUACGACCUUGGUUGGGAUGGCCACGUCUAUCUCGAGGAUGACUUAGUACCCAACUCCCAAUACAUGGUGCCCGGUGUAGAGAUCACCCGCGAGGGAGACCGCGCCGUGGACGACUCGAAGCGUGUGCUCCUCAUCAACGACAUGGGAGGGUCGGACGGACCAUUCACUCUCGGCAGGUCUUUCUCGACGGCAGCAUACCUCGACGUCGACCACGAAAACGGCAGUUUCUCCCUGUGGAAAGCUAACCCGACUUCCUCAUCCAAGCUCGUCAGCAUCGUGUCCGAAGACGCCGCCGAAGAAUGCUCCGGCAAGAUACUCAACAGUGGCAACGGCACGUCAGACGAUGGUCCUGACGCUCACAAGAAGACCAGCUCGGCUAUGCUGGGUGGUGCUAUCGGCGGGACCCUGGGUGGCGUGGCCAUCGCCAGUGCAGCAGCUUUCUUCCUCUGGUGCCGGAGAAGGCAGAUGGAGAGCUGGGAGAUCGACCCUAGCAUCCCCAUGAUGCUCGGCGACACGUUUAAGUCUCCCAUCGUUAUCCCCCAGACUUAUCAGGAGCUACCGGUGGCUAGCCAGCAUAUCCCCCGAGAGAUGGAGGGCGACGUCCCGUCUUACCAUGAGCUGGAUGGUCGGAGUGAGCUUGGACGGAAGGGCAUCGGCAAUGGCCCCUCUGCAGUAUCAGCAGAGCGAGCUCUGACGCCGUGA